AUGCCAUUAUCAGCGUCACAGGCAUAUAUGCAGGUAGUGGUUGCGAUCAUUGAUCUUCCUGGAGAGGCAAUUGCGCUUUUGGUGAUUCAUUCCGUCGCACAUCACCGUUCUGGACUACAAACAGCACAUAGAAGCAAAUUCUCAACAUUUUUCAAAAGACAAACAAGGCAAAAAGUACAUAUAAAUCGUUUAACAGAUAACUCCGUUUUUGCAUUGUCAAACGAGGAGAGCCGUUGUUUCACCGGGGAUACUAAUAAAUGA
Molecule: messenger RNA, 261 nt
Organism: Loa loa (African eye worm)
Lineage: Eukaryota; Metazoa; Nematoda; Chromadorea; Rhabditida; Onchocercidae
Exons: 1
Coding region: 1-261 (86 amino acids)
Source: RefSeq, a predicted model, not a curated record